AUGGGUUUCGCUCAUUACCAAUCCCCUAAAUUGCUGGGCUCCAGUCCCCCUAUCAAAAAUAAACAUGGCGUCUCUCGAAAACACGGAAAUGGUGCUCUUCCCUAUACGGAAGUUGAAAGACUGCGAUUUGGAAUCGCCGGCUUGCAAGGUAUCUCAAUGUCACGACUAAUCGUUCAGCUGGUGAUAUCGGAUCUCGACUUCUACAUGCUUCCUUUUGAAUGUAAGGAGCAAAUCUUCAAAGCAUUUUGGACUCAUCCUGAAUAUAUCGAAAGAAGUACUCUCUGUCUGACAGGCUUAACUCGGAAAACAGUAUGUGGAACUGACCAUAUUUCUCCCGUUUUUUCAAAUAUUCUCUAAUCCAAAACCUCUUCGUUCUUCGUUUGGUUGGCUUGUUUUUUUUUCAGAAUGGAAAACGUUGCAUUGACUAGUGCAAGAACAGCAUAAGCUCGUGUGCAUCCAUGUUGCUGUAAUGCUGUUACAUUUGUGUUCAAGUUUCAAUUUUUGGCACACUUUCCAUUUCCCGCCAAAUUCAUAAUCGGGAGAAUCUGGGACAGACUUCUUGGCGAUUAUCCGAUAUAUCAGCAAAAUCUGGGAUGGACUACAAAAAGUAAAAUCCCCGAUCGUCUGAGAUUUUCCUGACAUAUGAAAAAAACAGUGAACUGCUGGAUGUUGUUGAUUAGGCUUGUCUUUAAUGAAGAAACCUGUGACGAACGGUCAUGCACUUGUGAUUAUUACAGCUAUGUUAGUGAUCUGUUUCUUGUUUAAGUUUGUAAGCUCAGGCAAGGUGGAUAUAAGAGGAAGAAUUCUGGCCAACAAAGGACUGAAUCGGGAAAACAGGUAACGAACAGGGCCAAAAGCUAG
This is a messenger RNA of Porites evermanni, 861 nucleotides long. NCBI's taxonomy places the organism in Eukaryota, Metazoa, Cnidaria, Anthozoa, Scleractinia, Poritidae. The record is from the annotation of a GenBank genome assembly.